Messenger RNA from Dipodomys ordii (Ord's kangaroo rat), 1311 nucleotides. RefSeq names its product fascin actin-bundling protein 2, retinal (gene Fscn2). Gene Ontology annotation, cellular component: cytoplasm; actin cytoskeleton. Gene Ontology annotation, biological process: cell migration; establishment or maintenance of cell polarity; actin filament bundle assembly. The record is from RefSeq and is a predicted model, not a curated record. The transcript has 5 exons. Lineage: Eukaryota; Metazoa; Chordata; Mammalia; Rodentia; Heteromyidae. Gene Ontology annotation, molecular function: actin filament binding; protein-macromolecule adaptor activity. Bases 1 to 1311 code for a protein of 436 amino acids.
AUGCCGACCAAUGGCUUGCACCAGGUGCUGAAGAUCCAGUUUGGCCUCCUCAAUGACACCGACCGCUACCUGACGGCAGAGAGCUUCGGCUUCAAGGUCAAUGCUUCUGCGCCCAGCCUCAAGAGGAAGCAGAUCUGGGUCCUGGAGCCCGACCCCGGGCAGGGCCCGGCCGUGCUCCUCCGAAGCAGCCAUCUGGGCCGCUACCUGUCGGCCGGAGAGGACGGGCGAGUGGCCUGUGAGGCGGAGCACCCAGGCCGCGACUGCCGCUUUCUGGUCCUGCCCCAGCCCGACGGGCGGUGGGCGUUACGGUCGGAGCCGCACGGCCGCUUCUUCGGCGGCACCGAGGACCAGCUCUCCUGCUUCGCCACAGCCAUCUCCCCGGCAGAGCUGUGGACGGUGCACCUGGCCAUCCACCCCCAGGCGCACCUGCUGAGCGUGAGCCGGCGGCGCUACGUGCACCUGAGCCGGCAGGACGACGAGAUGCUGGCGGACGGCGACAUGCCAUGGGGUGUGGACGCGCUGCUCACGCUCAUCUUCCGCAGCCGGCGCUACUGCCUCAAGUCCUGCGACAGCCGCUACCUGCGCAGCGACGGCUGCCUGGUCUGGGAGCCCGAGGCCCGGGCCUGCUACACGCUGGAGUUCAAGGCCGGCAAGCUGGCCUUCAAGGACUGUGAGGGCCGCUACCUGGCGCCCGUGGGGCCGGCGGGCACGCUCAAGGCCGGCCGCAGCGCGCGGCCGGGCAAGGAUGAGCUCUUCGACCUGGAGGAGAGCCCCCCGCAGGUGGUGCUGCUGGCCGCCAACCACCGCUACGUCUCCGUGCGGCAAGCCCGGCAGCUCAUCUGUUACUAUCAAGCAGAAAGCAUCACGCCCACACUCAGCAGCGUCAAUGUCUCAGCCAAUCAGGAUGAAGAACUGGACCAUGAGACCUUCCUGAUGCAGAUUGACCAGCAGACAAAGAAAUGUACCUUCUAUUCCAGCAUUGGGGGCUACUGGGCCCUGGUCACCCACGGGGGAAUUCAGGCCACAGCCACACAAGUCUCUGCCAGCACCAUGUUCGAGAUGGAAUGGCGUGGCCGCCGUGUGGCUCUCAAGGCCAGCAACGGGCGCUACGUGUGCAUGAAGAAGAACGGGCAGCUGGCGGCUGUCAGCGACUUUGUGGGUGAGCUCCGAGCCGGGGACAGGGUGGCACCACCGGGUAAACCAAGGCCUCGGGACAGCUCUGGCUCUCCCAGCCUGCUGUACCCUGGGGCUGGAGGGUCUGCGGUGCCCAGGUCCCAGGGCUGGGCCCCUGCAGCCGAUGAUGUCCAGUAG